This is a messenger RNA of Linum tenue, 1134 nucleotides long. Lineage: Eukaryota; Viridiplantae; Streptophyta; Magnoliopsida; Malpighiales; Linaceae. The record is from the annotation of a GenBank genome assembly.
GGAAGGAAUCCAGAGGAAGUUGUAAAGCGAGCAAGGGAGGAAACUGGGGAAGCAGAGAGCGGCGACGCCGGAAGAAUCGAUGAUGUCUGGAAGAAGGAGAAGCGGAAAAAGGACGCCGGAGCCCCCGGAACGGAGGGGGUGGUCCGUUUGGGUACGAUGGAAUUCACGAAUUCCCGUGAGAUGUUUCAAACUGUCAAAGGGUGGAUGACCGGUAGUUAUCUAAAUUUCCCCGUCGUCAAUAGGAUCGUGCCGAGCUUGCUGGACUUGGUGAAGAAGGGUCAUCCCGAGCCACAUAAAAUGAUUGGUUGUGGGGUCGAUUCAUUUCGAGUCCGAAAUGACACGAUGUGCAGCCACUUCCGCACCUUCUUUAUCGUUAGGAAAGAUGAUUCGACCGCAGAUUUCUGCUUCAGGACCUGUGUAAACAACAUCCUUCCAUUACCCGAGAAUUUGAAAGAUCAAGGUGGUGGUGUUGUUGCUAAGCAUGCCCACCUGAUGUUACUGGAUUUAUUGAAAAAGGGUGAUCCAGAGUCGGAAAAAAAGAUUGGUUCUUCUGGCGUCGAAUCAUUUCAAGUUCGAAUCCAUCCAGCAUACGAUAGUGAUCUGCGAAGCUUCUACUUUGUUAGGGGAGAUGGUUCUAUGGAGGAUUUCUGCUUCAUCAAAUGUGUUGAUCAUAUCUUUCCCUUGACAGAGAAAUUUAAAGAACAAUGCGUUGGUCCUUGUAGCUGUCAUCAUGAAGAAGAUGGGGAAGGUGGUGUCACCUUGGGUUGGCUGAAAUUUCAGAGUUCCACACAAAUGUUUUCAUAUUUCGGAAGUUUGAAUCAAUUUUGUCCAUAUGAAUCUCCUAUCACCGACCCGGUUAGUCAAACGGUAGUGUUGGCUUUGCUGAAGAAGGGCGAUCCAGAGUGGGAGAAGAAGGUUGGUUCGGGAGGGGGUCUCCAAUCAGUACGAAUUCAGAUGCCCACAGUGGGGAGCUAUCCGGCCUACUUCGUUGUUAGGAACGAUGGUUCUAUGGUGCCUUUCUGCUUCUGGACAUGCAUUGACAAUCUCAUUCCUUUGCCAAAGGACUAUAAAAACCGAUGUGCUGGUGCUGGUGCUGGUCUUAAAAGUUUCCAGAUGAGCUAUACGUGGGGCUAG